CCAUGAUGAUGAUCACCACUGAAGUUUACUGUUUGGCUCUGAAGGUGCCGGAGAGAACCUUUCUUGUCACAUGUGUGACCCGGCAUGCCGGGCAUAGGAAUAGCGUUUGCAACGAACAGAUCAUGGUCUGCUAUCAUUCGGCGCGAGCCAUGACUAUCCCUUAUAAUGAUAAGAGGUAUUUCCAGGUGCUUAGUCCCAUCAUCCUGCAUAUUACGCUUACUUUAUGGAUCCGGGCAUAUAUUUGUGCCGUCCACCCCUCCACUUUUCCUCAACUCGAGAUUUCCAACUAGUGCUUCACACACUCUCUGAGCAGCAGCGCGACCAACGCAGCAUCACAAUCAUGGAAGCAACGGUAUACUUUGGUGUCACUCAUACCGCUGCCAUACCUUCAACACUGAUUACGAGCUUCACAAAUGGAGGAGGCGUAGCCUUGGGCGGCAGAGACAGGCGUGACAUGAGAAAGCUGGUCACCAUCUCCGGCUCAGUCGUCAUCCUCGGCGACCACGAGACCAUUCUACCAAGCGGUUGGGUUACUGUCAUUGACAUACCGUCGCAACACAAUUCUCAAGGUGUCCUGCCCGACAAUCCGGUUCUUCGUAUCAGCAUCCCCGCUAUCUCGACCCCAGCAGAACUCGUUCAGACUUCUAUAACUCCACUUAUUACCCCAAGUCCAGUCCUGAAUGCAACACCUCACCUUGGAGUCGAGCCUAAUCUUAGCGACUCUGCCGGUCCUUGUCCUAUCAAUACUGCUCUGCUGGAUCAGCAACAGUCAUCCUACGAGGACUGCCAGAGAACGAUUGAACCAGGUGGAAGAUGUUGUAUACCUGGUGUACCAGAUCCAUCAGAUCUCCCCAGCAAAACGACUACGAGCACUCCAGUCUCAGCGCCCGCUUCUCCAACCAACACCUUAUCGUCUUCAUUAAUGAACUCAUCAACAUCCCUUCCCACACCGACAAAACCGCCCAUCUCGUCCACCUUGCCGCAUACAUCCUCCAUUCCACUCUCCUCAGCUCCCGCAUCCGGCCUCACCCCCGUGCCAACAGAGGUUAUACCCCCCAAGCGCAAGACACCCAUCCUCCCCAUCCUCAUUCCAUGUUCCCUCGCGGCCGUCGGUAUCGUCGCCUUUGGUAUCUGGUGUACCGUCUGGCGCAGCGGCAAGCCACGUCACCCAUCGUCGCCACCCGUUGCCAUAGCACCUAGGGUGAUCAAUGGACAGAAUGUGUUUGAAGCGGGCAACUUCGCGGGGGCGGAAGCGUUUGAGAAGGGCAUUGAGGAGAUGGCGAGUAAGGAAAAAGCGAGUGAUGAGGAAAGGGGCAAAUGGAAACCCGGAGGAUAG
Molecule: messenger RNA, 1336 nt
Organism: Paraphaeosphaeria sporulosa
Lineage: Eukaryota; Fungi; Ascomycota; Dothideomycetes; Pleosporales; Didymosphaeriaceae
Exons: 3
Coding region: 224-1336 (370 amino acids)
Source: RefSeq, a predicted model, not a curated record